Molecule: messenger RNA, 2946 nt
Organism: Vicia faba (fava bean)
Lineage: Eukaryota; Viridiplantae; Streptophyta; Magnoliopsida; Fabales; Fabaceae
Source: the annotation of a GenBank genome assembly
AUGUCAUGUGCAGAUAAAUUCCCUGUAAGUUCAUCUUCUCUUUCUUCUUCUUCUUCAAAAUUUGUUACCAACACCAAAACAAAACCUCUUUCGAGUCACUUUCCACCGCUUAAUCCAAGAUGGGUGUGUCCCCCUAUUACUUGUUUCCGUUCAAAGACUCCACCUUUACAAACAAAAGUUGCGUCCUUUACAAACCAUAAGAAGAAAAGCAAAAGUUAUGAUAAUGUUUCAACUUCAAUUUUGAAGAGUUUGGAAUUGUCUAAUGAUGUUGAAGAUACCCUUGAUUCCUUUGAUGGGAAUAUUAGUCCACGGGAAAUCACUGUUAUUCUUCAAAAACAGAGAAAUUGGGAAAGUGUUGUUAGGGUAUUUAAGUGGUUCAAAUCUCAGCAAGGGUAUGUUCAUAAUGUAAUUCAUUAUAAUGUUGUGCUUAGGAUUCUUGGUAGAGCUCAACAAUGGGACCAAUUGAGGCUUUGUUGGAUAGAGAUGGCGAACAACCAUGUUUUGCCUCAGAAUAAUACUUACAGCAUACUUGUUGAUUGUUAUGGCAAAGCUGGUCUUGCCAAAGAGGCUCUUUUGUGGAUUAAGCAUAUGAGAAUGAGAGGCUUUUUUCCUGACGAGGUUACCAUGAGUACUGUUAUUAAGGUUUUGAAGGAUGUUCGUGAGUUCGAUAGGGCUGAUAGGUUUUACAAGAAUUGGCGUGGUGGGAAGGUUGACUUGGAUGAUCUUGAUUUUGAUCCUUUGACUUUGAAUACUAAUGGUUCGAGAUCGUCCGUGCCUCUUAGUUUCAAGCAGUUUAUUUCAACUGAGCUUUUUAAGACAGGUGGGGGAAUUCGGGAUUCUGAUGCUAAGUCGUCGUUGGAUAUGGAGAGUGCUCCCCCAAAACCGAGGUUAUCUACCACUUACAAUACCCUUAUAGAUAUGUAUGGCAAGGCCGGACGGCUAAAAGACGCUGCUGAUGUCUUUGCUGAUAUGAUGAAAUCUGGAGUGGCAUUGGAUACUUGCACUUUUAAUACUAUGGUAUUUAUUACUGGAAGUCGUGGUAAUUUGGUUGAAGCCGAAUCGUUGCUUGUUAAAAUGGAAGAGAAGGCUGUAUCCCCUAAUACGAGAACUUACAACGUUUUGUUGUCUUUGUAUGCUGGUGCGGGGAAUGUGGAUGCUGCUCUUUCUUAUUAUAGAAGGAUUCGAGAGGCUGGGCUCUUCCCGGAUGCGGUAACUUACAGAGCUCUUCUUGGUGUGAUAUGCGCAGAGAAUAUGGUUCAGGCUGUGGAAAGCGUGAUUGAUGAUAUGGAGAAAUCUUCUGUAUCUGUUGAGCAUUCUCUUCCUGCUAUCGUCAAGAUGUAUAUUAGGGAAGGAGAUCUUGAUAAAGCAAAUGACUUGCUUCAGAAGUUUCAAAUGACUAGGGAACCAUCUUCGGUUAUAUGUGCUGCAAUUAUUGAUGCUUUUGGCGAGAGCGGGUUUUUGGCUGAAGCGGAGACUAUGUUUUAUAGGCCAAGGCACAUGGCACGACAAGCGAGGGAUAUAUUAGAGUUUAAUGUCAUGAUCAAAGCGUACGGCAAAGCAAAACUUUAUGACAAGGCUGUUUUUCUCUUCGAAGAAAUGAAAAAUCAAGGAAUUUGCUCUACUGAUGCUACAUACAAUUCUCUUAUUCAAAUGUUAUCUGGUGCUGAUUUAGUGGACCAGGCAAGGGACCUUAUAAUUGAAAUGCAGGAAAUGGGGUUUAAGCCAGGUUGUCAAACUUUCUCUGCUGUUAUUGGAAGCUAUACCCGUCUUGGUCAGCUUUCCGAUGCAGUCGAUGUGUACGAGGAAAUGUUAAAAACUAGUGUAAAACCAAAUGUGGUUGUGUAUGGUUCUCUAAUAAACGGAUUUGCAGAACAUGGCAGUCUUGAUGAGGCGCUUCAUUACUUCGACUUGAUGAAAGAAUCAGGAUUUUCAGCAAAUUUAAUUGUGUUAUCAGCCCUACUAAAGUCCUAUGGUAAGGCUGGUGACUUGGAAGGAGUAAAGUCCAUCUACGAGCAGAUGCAGAACAUGGAAGGUGGUCUAGAUAUUGUUGCAUGUAAUAGUAUGAUUACUACCUUUGCCACACUCGGUGUGGUAUCCGAAGCCAGGCAUAUUUUUGAAAAUUUGAAAAAGGCGGGUCGGGCUAAUAGUGUUUCAUAUGAAAUAAUGAUGUAUCUUUAUAAAGACAUUGGCCUGUUUGAGGAGGCAAUCAAGAUAGCAGAAGAGAUGAAAAUGUCAGGCUUACUGAGAGAGUGUUAUUCAUAUAACAAGGUAAUGACCUGUUAUUCCGUUAAUAGGCAAUUUCAUGAGUGUGGCAAAUUACUAUGCGAGAUGGUAUCGAAGAAGGUUUUGCCAAAUGCUGAAACAUUGUUUGUGUUAUUCUCUAUACUAAAGAAGGGGUUGUUUCCUAUUGAAGCAGUGGAACAGUUAGAGUCAUGUUUCGAGGAGGGGAAACCUUUCGCUUUACAAGCAACCUACGCUUCUUUGUACUCUUUACUUGGGAUGCAUGCUUUGGCACUUGAAUUUCUUCAAACAUUUAUAGAGUCUGAGCUUGAAUCUGCUGCUGCCUAUAAUGUGGCAAUCUAUGUAUAUGCUUCAGCUGGAGAUGUUGUGAAGGCGUUGAAUAUACACAUGAAAAUGCGGGAUAAGCACGUGGAACCAGACAUUGUCACUCAGAUUUUUCUGGUAGGUUGUUAUGGAAAAGCUCGCAUGGUUGAAGGUGUGAAAAAGAUACAUAGCCUGUUAGAAUAUGGAGAGGUUGAACGGAGUGAGUCGUUGUUCAAGGCUAUUAAAUAUGCCUAUAAACUCUGCAAUAGGCGUGUUGAUAUGGGAUUCACGCUCGACUCGGAAGAAUAUUCUGAAGCUGAAAGUGAAUAUUCUGAAGCUGAAAGUGAAUAUUCUGAAUAUGAUAAUGGAAGUGAAACUGAAUAUGACUCUAAUUCUGAUUGA